AUGAAAGAAUCAACUUUAGAUAAAAUAAUAGAAAAAUGCCUCAGGAAUGAUGAGUAUGGCUUGAUGGGAGAAUUCUGUAGGUUGUUGGAGGAGCAUGGCAAGCAGGGACAUUCAAAAGGAAAAGUCACACAAAAGAAAUCUCAUGGGAAAGGCAAUAAGGGUAAGGAAAUUGACCCAGAAAGGAGCCCCUCUGGAAGUAAUUUCAAAGACAUUUCAGCCAUAAUUAAACAUCUGAGAGUCUACUUAAAGAAGAAAUCCCGGAGGUAUCGUGAAAGCAAAAAACCCUUCAGUUUUCAUUCAGACCUUAUUCAGAACCGCAAAGAGAAAAGUCACGGAAAAUGUAAUGAAGGUGGAAAAGUCAUCAGUCACUCUUCAUCUCGUACUGAACAUCAGAAACGUCAGAAGAUUCUUUUGGCAGAUAGGUCUCAGAAGUGUAGUAAGUGUGGUACACUCCUCAUUCCAAGGUCAUCUAUUUCUAAGAUAAAAAUCUGUAUAUGUGAAAAAUGUUGGAAAGAGUCAUGUCAGGCUACAGCCUUAAAUAAAGAUGAGGAAACUGAAACUGGAGAAAAUACCCAUAAGUGCAGUAAAUGUGGAAAAGCUUUUGGCUGUAGUGCCUCACCCACCGAACAUCAGAGAAUUCACACUGGAGAGAAACCCUGUAUGUGUAAUGAAUGUAGAAAAGGUUUUAGUGAUAGUUCAUCGCUCACACCAUAUCACAGAACUCAUAGUGAAGAGAAACCCUUCAAAUGCUACGAUUGUGGAAAAAGUUUCACCCUUAGUGCCCACCUCAUUAAACAUCAGAGAAUUCAUACUGGAGAAAAGCCUUACAUAUGUAAAGACUGUGGGAGACCCUUCAGUGACAGUUCGUCUCUUAUUCAACAUCAGCGAAUUCAUACUGGGGAAAAACCUUAUGCAUGUAAUGAUUGUGGAAAAUGCUUCAGUCAUAGCUCAUCCCUUUCUAAACAUCAGAGAAUUCAUACUGGAGAGAAACCCUAUAAAUGUGGUGAAUGUGGAAAAGCCUUUAGACAGAAUUCAUGCCUUACCCGGCAUAAGAGAAUUCACACUGGGGAGAAACCAUAUUUGUGUAAUGAUUGCGGGAUGACUUUUAGCCAUUUUACAUCUGUCAUUUAUCAUCAGAGACUUCAUUCAGGAGAAAAACCCUACAAAUGCAACCAGUGUGAGAAAGCUUUCCCUACCCAUUCCCUCCGUAGUCGUCAUCAGAGAAUUCAUACUGGUGUAAAACCUUAUCAAUGUAAAGAAUGUGGGAAAUCCUUCAGUGAGAGUUCAUCUCUUAACGAGCAUCACCGAAGUCAUACUGGAGAGAAACCCUGUGAAUGUAACUAUUGUGGAGCCACCUUUAGUCGAAGCUCAAUCCUUGUAGAACACGUAAAAAUUCAUACUGGAAGGAGAGACUAUGAAUGUAAUGAAUGUAAGAAGACAUUUAAAAGUAAUUCAGACCUCAUCAGACAUCGGGGAUAUCACUCUGCAGAGUAAUUCUGGUAAUAUAGUGGGGGGCGGGAUUUAGUUCAAAUUGUCAGUUAAUGAAAACCUGGGAUGUAAGCUGUUAUACUAACAACAAUGAUUAGUAGCUGCAACUUUGUUAAAGUGGCAGCUAGGAAAAACAUUCUUUUUUACAUUCACCCCUCUUCUUUACAAGGAUGUCAACUGCUUGUAAAUAGAGUGAUUAGGGUUGGUAAAAUCAGGUGGAAAGUGAAGAAAAUAGUAUAAGAUGCAAAAUGAUUCUGAAUGGCCAAACUUGAAUUUGGAAAGUUCAUUUCUGGGGAAUUUCCCUCUCUUCUACUUUCCCCUUCCACUACCAUGUAGUGUGGGUAGAAAGAGAGCUUGACUGCUCUCAUUUAACCUGGGUUCCAUCCCAGUUUGCCAACCAACUUGUUAUAUAAACAUAGACAAAUCAACUUGACCUUUCUGAAUUCUAGUUUCUUUACUAGGAGAAUGAAGUAGUGGGAUUAAUGAUUUCUAAUUUUUUUUUGUAUAUGUGAUAAUCUCUGAAGAUGUGCC
Lemur catta (Ring-tailed lemur) is the source of this 2019-nucleotide messenger RNA. RefSeq names its product zinc finger protein 483-like. Lineage: Eukaryota; Metazoa; Chordata; Mammalia; Primates; Lemuridae. The record is from RefSeq and is a predicted model, not a curated record. The transcript has a single exon. The coding region runs from base 1 to 1494 and encodes 497 amino acids.